This is a messenger RNA of Yarrowia lipolytica CLIB122, 4068 nucleotides long. RefSeq lists its product as uncharacterized. NCBI's taxonomy places the organism in Eukaryota, Fungi, Ascomycota, Dipodascomycetes, Dipodascales. Gene Ontology annotation, cellular component: plasma membrane. The record is from RefSeq and is a predicted model, not a curated record. Gene Ontology annotation, biological process: transmembrane transport. Gene Ontology annotation, molecular function: ATP hydrolysis activity; ATP binding; ABC-type xenobiotic transporter activity.
AUGUCUUCUUCAAUACUAACACAGACUGGUUACUUACGAAACAUUGAACGUGAGGAUCUGUAUAAAGUGAGAGAGAGAAACUCGGCGGCUGUGAUCCAGCAGCGACUUGAAUCCAAUCUCGAAAAACAAUACGCCAAGUACCACGCCAAACUGCUCAAGAAAGGACUCUCGGAGCAAGAGGCGCAUCUCAAGCUGCAAGAUUCAGCCAAACCCCUCGUCUUGGCUCUUAACCAGACGUUUUUUUGGAAGUUCUGGCUAGCCGGACUGUUUGCCCUAGUCAAGGACCUCUGUGGAAUCGCCUCAGCUAUGGUGUCACGUGUUCUGAUCGAAUACAUUCAAGACAGAUAUCUCUACAGGGGGACAGACCGGGAACCUAAGGUCGGCCGAGGAGUCGGCCCCUCGAUAGGCCUAUUUCUACUGGCCGUAGGAGUCACUUUCUUCUUCAACCACAUGUUCUACAAUGUCAAGAUGGUUGGAGCUCAGGCUCGUGCAGCUCUGGUGGCCGUCAUCUACAGCAAGAGUACCCGUUUGAGCGCCAAGGGCCGAGCUCAAUACACCACAGGCAAGAUCACAAACUUGGCAGCUAUUGACGCACAUCGAGUUGAUCUCAGUUGUGAAUCUUUCCACUACAUUACUAUCUUUUUGCCUGUUGUGGGUUGUGCCAUUGCUGUACUCGUGGUCAACCUCAAGGUCGCAGCUCUAGUUGGAAUUGCGACCAUGAUUGUCUUGAUCUUUGUCGUCGCAGGCAUCACCAUCUUCUCUAUGAAGCUGCGAGCCAUCAUUGUCAAGCUCACGGAUAAGCGAGUCACGUAUAUCCGAGAAGCUCUGCAGUCGAUUAGAAUCAUCAAGUACUACGGCUGGGAGGUUCCUUACUGUGACAAGAUCAAGAAGGUGCGUCUUGACGAGACCCGUAACUACGCCAAGAUGGGCUCGAUUCGAGGAACAGCCAUUGGUAUGUUUCAGGCACUCCCUAUUUUGGCAGGAGCGUUGUCUUUCAUCACCUACGCUGCUCUAGGUCAUGGAACUGAUCCUGCUCGAAUGUUCUCUUCUCUGACGCUUUUCAAUUUACUCCUGCCUGCUCUUGCUGUUCUUCCCCAGGCCCUCCAGGCUGCUGGAGACGCUCGAGUGGCUCUCAGACGUAUCCAGCGGUUCCUUGGGGCCGAGGAGUCGACUCCCACUACAGUUUUUGACGCUACUCUUGAAUCUACUGAUGACGCUGUGAUUGUGGAAGACGCCUCUUUCAUCUGGCCAGAAGUUGUCGAUGAUAAGAGCGACAAAGAGAAGGCUAAAGAUGCAAAGAAGGAGGAAAAGGAUAAGAAGAAGGCCGAGAAGAAGGCCAAGAAGGCGGCCAAGAAGGCGGCCAAGGAGAUCGCGGUGGUUGUGGAAGAGGAGGUGGAACACGAAAAGACCGAGGGAUCCAGUGAGUCUGAAAAGGGUACUCUUAAGUCGACUUUCAAGGGCUUCAACAACCUGUCUUUCAAAAUCAAGCGGGGUGAAUUUGUCGUUGUUACCGGUCCCAUUGGUUCUGGAAAGUCGUCUCUUCUUGCUGCCAUCACUGGAUCUAUGGUUUUGACAGGCGGUUCCGUGCGAGUGUCGUCCACAGAGUGGAUUGGAUGUCUGGAGCCGUGGAUUCAAAACGCCACAGUUCGAGAUAACAUUGUGUUUGGGCGAAAAUUCGACUCUGAAUGGUAUAGAACUGUGGUUACUGCCUGUCAGCUGAGCCAGGAUCUCAAAAUAAUGACUCACGGAGACAAUACCAUGAUUGGAGAGCGAGGCAUCACAGUUUCGGGCGGUCAAAAAGCUCGAAUCAACCUCGCACGUGCUAUAUAUGGAAACCCCGAGAUUCUCAUCAUGGACGACGUCCUGUCGGCUGUGGACGCUCGAGUAGGUGCUGGUAUUGUGGACGAUUGUCUUCGAGGCUUAGCCAAGAACUCCACUCGAAUUCUGGCCACCCAUCAGCUGUCUGUGCUGCCUAAGGCUGAUCAUGUGAUUUUCAUGGAUGCCGAAGGCCAGUUUCAUAUUGGUACGUACCAAGAGCUGGAGGCUGACAAUGAGCAGUUCAAGGCUCUUUUGGCGGCUGGUUCCAUGUCCAAGGAGGAGGUGGUUGCUGUCGACGAGACUGAGGUUGUUAUUGAAGGCGAUCUUGAAGACGACUGCGAUAACAAGGAGGAGUAUGAGGAUGCAGCUGAGACCAUUUCCAUUUUGGCAGAUGCCACUCAAGAGCUGCAAAAGGUGACCACUACAGUCUCGGCAUUUGAGGAGAACGAUAACAUGAUGGAGGAAGAAGAGCGAAUGAGAGAUGCAGUUGGUUUGCAUGUGUACUGGCAGUAUUUUCGUCAGGCCAACCCCAGUAGGGUCAAGGUAAUGAUGUUCAUUGGCAUGAUCUUCAUUUCCAUGAUUGUGAUUGCCUUUCUGUUUGUCUUCACAUCUGUAUGGCUCUCGUUCUGGACAGGUGACCGUUUCCAUGCCUCCAGAAACUUCUACACCGGAAUUUACAUCAUGCUGGGUAUUCUUCUGCUUCUUGCUGUGGCAGGAUACAUGAUUGUCAAUGAGAUCAACUCUGCCAUGGCAGCAAGAAAUCUACACAAUCAUGCUUUGGACUCGGUGUUCGCUGCACGAACUUCUUUCUUCGAUACCACUCCUCAGGGUCGUAUCAUCAACCGGUUCACCCGAGACACAGACUCUCUGGAUAACGAGCUGGCUAUGCGAUUGACUAUGUUGUUCUUUGGCGUCUCCGCAUUCUUCUCCAACUUCCUGCUUACUUGUGUCUACGUUCCUUAUGUGACUCUUGUGCUUGUCCCUGUCGGUUUUGUCUUCUACGUUUCUCUAGGUUACUACCGAAAGUCAGCUCGUGAAGUCAAGCGAAUUGACUCCAUUGAACGGUCGCACAUGAUGAGUGUCUUCAACGAGUCCAUUUCCGGUAUGCCCGUCAUCAUCAUGUACAAGGCCCAGCAUCGGCUCAUGAACAAGCUUCAGGCUACUCUCGAUGAUAUGGACAGUGCCUACUUCCUCACUGCUGCAAACCAGCGAUGGCUGUCUCUCCGUCUGGAUGGUCUGGGUUCUUUGGUCGUUCUGGUGGCCACUAUUCUUGUUGCUGUCGGAGUCUUUGAUCUCACCCCUUCCAACAUGGGUCUGAUCAUUUCCGCGGCCUCCUUUAUCCCCGAAGUCAUGUCUAUGGUUGCCCAGGCCGUUGCUGAACUCGAAAACUGCAUGAACGCCACAGAGCGAAUUCUUUACUACAAGGACAACAUUCCUGCUGAGGCUGCUCGAGAAGUGGACGGUACAGAGCUCGACCAGCGACCCAACUGGCCUGAGCAGGGAGCCAUCAGCUUCAACAAUGUGUCCAUGAAGUACCGAGAUGGACUUCCUUACGUGCUCAAGUCAUUGUCUGUCGACUUUCAGGGAGGACACAAGGUGGGUAUCUGUGGACGAACAGGAGCCGGUAAGAGUACCAUCUUGCAGACUCUGUAUCGAAUUGUGGAGCUUGCUGAGGGUUCUAUUACUAUUGAUGGUGUUGACAUUUCGACUAUUGGACUGCAUCAGCUUCGGUCUCAGUUGUCCAUCAUUCCCCAGGAGCCAGUUUUGUUCCUGGGCACCAUCCGGUCUAAUUUGGAUCCUCUGGAGCAAUACUCUGAUGCUGAGCUAUGGGGUUCUCUACGACGGUCUGGACUUCUCGAUGAAGGAGAGACUGAGGGUAAGUUUCAUCUGGAUCAAAAGGUGGAGGCUGACGGCAGCAACUUCUCUCUAGGUGAGCGACAGCUGCUGACUCUAGCCCGAGCACUGCUUAGAAACACCAAAAUUUUGGUGCUGGACGAAGCCACAUCAAAUGUCGACUACAAGACGGACAAGCUGGUUCAGGAGACCAUUUCACGGGAGUUUGGCCACUGCACGAUUCUGUGUAUCGCCCAUCGACUGCGAACCAUUGCCAAGUAUGAUCGUAUUUUGGUGCUUGAGUCCGGCGAGAUCAACCAGUACGACACGCCCUGGAACUUGUACAACGACAAGGAGGGUAUUUUCCGAGGUAUGUGUGACACCUCCGGGUUGAACGAGGUAGACUUCAACAAGUGA